AUGAUGAAGAAAUUGAUGGCUGAUCAGCAAGCCCAAGCCACGGCAAUGAGAAAUUUGGAGCGCCAAGUGGGACAACUUGCCACUGCCCAAAAUACAAGACCAGUUGGAGCUCUUCCAAAAUCAAAAUCAGAAAAAUCAAAGGAUUUAGAAAAGCUAGCUGAAGGGGCGGUGGUUGAGCAACCCCCACCAUUGGUUGCUAGGCCACCACCUUGGUUCCCUCAAAGAUUACAUAAAGUGAAGGAUAAUGCCGCGUAUAAAAAGUUUCUUGAUAUUUUGAAGCAGGUGCAAAUUAAUUCUUUGAUAGACAUCUUGCAAGAAGUGCCCAAAUAUGCAAAAUACAUCAAGGACAUAGUGGCAAAUAAAAGGAGGCUGACCGAGUUCGAAACUGUGGCACUUAAUGAAGAAUGUAGCUCUAGAAUCCAAAGCAAGCUACCUCAGAAAUUGAAGGAUCCGGAUAGUUUCACUAUCCAAAUAUCGAUUGGUAAGCAUGCAGUCCGGCGAGCUUUAUGUGAUCUUGGAGCGAGCAUCAAUUUGAUGCCGCUAUCUGUGUUCAGACAGUUGGGGUUGGGUGAGCCACGCAAAACAAUUGUAAUCUUACAGUUGGCUGACCGCUCCCUUGCUCAUCCAGAAGGAGUGAUUGAAGAUGAGUUAGUUCAAAUGGGGUCUUUUAUAUUCCCUGCUGAUUUCAUUAUCUUAGACUACGAGCCUAAUCAGAAAGCCCCAUUUAUUUUGGGACGUCCAUUCUUAGCCUCGGGCCGAGCUAUUAUUGAUGUUUGCAAAGGAAAUAUGACAAUGAGAGUAGGUUAUCGUGUGGAUGUAUUCAAUGUAUGUAAAGCACUCAGAUUGCCAGCCCACUAUGAAGAGCUAUCCAUGAUUUCUAUGGUGGAAAGUGAUGCUACAUCCUUAGUGCCUUAUAUGAGUCGUAUAUCCUCUUGA
Molecule: messenger RNA, 936 nt
Organism: Nicotiana attenuata
Lineage: Eukaryota; Viridiplantae; Streptophyta; Magnoliopsida; Solanales; Solanaceae
Exons: 2
Coding region: 1-936 (311 amino acids)
Source: RefSeq, a predicted model, not a curated record